AUGAACCUGGCUAUACCUCCAAGAUUCAAGAGCACCAGAAUACCUCCGUACGACGGAAGUCAGGACCCAGAAGCCCAUUUAGCGGCUUUCAAGAUCGAAAUGUUGUUCAACGGGAUCACUGGACCUAUUAAGGCCAGAAUCUUUGAGACAACAUUGACUGGUCAGGCGAUGACCUGGAUAAGCAGGCUCACCAGGAAAUUAAUCGACUCGUUUGAUGACCUAGCCCGGACUUUUCGACUGAACUUUGCAACAAGCAAGGUGCAUCAAAUGCCGCCCUACACUCUGGGAAGAAUUCGACAGAAAGAGAAUGAAUCGCUGAGGAAGUACCUCGACAGGUUCAAGGAUGCUUCCCUCAAGGUCCGAGGUUUAACUGAAGCGGUGCACCUUCACUUAAUCAUCUCAGGAUUAGAUGGUGACUCUCCACUUGCGAGAUCAAUCUAUAAGAACCCGGUGAAUGAUCUGGAGGAGUUCCGACGAAGGUCGGAUAAAUACAUUGAUGUGGAAGAUAUGCAAAAGGUCUACGUCGAGUCUCGAGGACGAAAUCCGACACGUCGGAGCCCGAGUAAGAAAAAUAACAAAGAACGGGACCAGAAAGGAUCCAAAAAAGGGAAGGAUUCUCACGAUAAGCGGUCGGACGAUCGAUCUCCAAGAAGGAAGUAUGAUGAUUACACACCCCUGAACAUGUCCAGAUCCAGGAUAUGGAAAGAGGUGGCCCAGACCGAGAUGCGCAACGUCGAGAGACCUCGCCCACUCAAAGCCAAGAGCGGGAUAGACAGAAACAAAUACUGCGCUUUCCAUGAUCAAAACGGUCACAUCACGGAUGACUGCUGGGACCUUCGAGAUGCUAUUGAAGAGCACGUCAGAGAUGGGAAGUUGAAGCAAUAUAUCAUCCGAACACAGGGAAAGAAAAAUAAUAAGCGACGACAAAGAAGCCGAAGCAGAAGUCGAAGCCUGAAGUGA
Molecule: messenger RNA, 960 nt
Organism: Gastrolobium bilobum
Lineage: Eukaryota; Viridiplantae; Streptophyta; Magnoliopsida; Fabales; Fabaceae
Exons: 1
Coding region: 1-960 (319 amino acids)
Source: RefSeq, a predicted model, not a curated record